GUCUUCAGAAAGUCAGUCAGUAGGUCAGUGUCCGGGUAGGUCUAAGUGGUGAGGAGUGGGACAUUGUCGUGCACCUAACACCACAAUGGACAACUAUCCGAUGUACGGGUUGCUUGUUGGGUUCUCCCUCUGGGGGACCCUCUGGCGUCUCCUCUUUCCUCUGGGCUUCUGGCCCACUCUUACGUGUAGAGUAGACACCCGGGGUGGUACUUCCACCAAGCCAUAUUCGAAAGAGGAGGAGGAGAAGAUGACCGUCAUUCUAAGGGAAAGAAAGGAGAAGAGAGAGGCCAAGAAGAAGGCCCUACAGGAGGAGCAGGCGGCCAAGUUGAGAAAGAUUGAGGAAGAGAUGGCCAAAGAGAAGGAGAGAAUCAUGAAGGAAGAGGAGGCGAAGUUGAAAGAGGUGGACGAGGAAGAAGAGGAAGGACCGCCACUGCAAAGGAGGAGUGGACAGCACAGUGGCAGCAAAGACGAAGAACUGGAGAAACGGAUUUCGGAAUGGGUCGCCAACUUAUCCUUGGGUGAAGAGGAAGAGGUUGCUAUGUACAUCCCCAAGGAUGAGCAAGAAGCCGCUAUGAAAAAAUGGGAAGCAGAAGGAGAUGUUCUGACGCGGCGGGCGAUGGAGGAUGAACAGAGGAUGGCGUGGAAGCUCGCAAUGAUGAGGGAGAAGAAGAGAAGAGUGGAGGCGGCGAAUGCAGCAAUACAGGAAUUGGAGGAGGUGCAGAAAUUGAGUUUACAGUUGACACCCCAGGUAGAUUUUCAGUGGAAGGUGGAGAUCAUCGCCCAGAGCGUCCAGCGUUUAGCCAAAGUGCAAGAAAAGCACUAUGAGUUUAGUCGCAGCCAGGAGAUAUCUGUGCGUUCGAUGCGAAUGGGAUUACGGGAUUUUGCUCGCGAGUUAGUAGGCGGUGUGGGGUCCGAGGUGACUCACCGCCUCGAGAAGACUGAGCGUUUUUGUGUCGGCGCCAUUGAGGGCGUCAAGGUGGCAGCUCCCAAGGAGGAGGAGGCUCGCCCUCGCAGGGAGCCAAUCAAAGUCAAAUUCCCUGAUUCCUACAGUGGAAAAAGGGAAGAGAACUUUGACAAUUGGGAGGCCAAUGUCAGGACCUAUGUGCAUCUGCAGCAGGUCUCCCCAGCUCAGCAGGUCCUAAUUGCGAUCCACGGACUUAAGGAUGAGGCCGCCAGUUUUGCAAGGUCCCUUGUUCGUGCUGCCAACUGCAGUGACGAUCUGGUUGCGUACUCCACAUUCACCCCCCUUGUUGAGUUCCUGAAAUUGCUGCGCAAGCGAUUUGUUGAUGUCGCUCGUAGUGUUAAAGCGUCCGAUAGGCUGCAAACGAUCCACGCCUGCAAGUGGAAGAGUGCCAGGGCACUCAAGAGUACAAUGGAUGAGUUAGUGGUUGUCCCUGACCACGGGGUUACGGACACCCAGUUGGCCGGCCUCUUCUACCGAGCUAUGCCCGAGGCCUUUCGAGGGCACUUCUUCGCGAAGAGCGAAGACCCCGCCACCACCUAUGAUUCUCUUAGUCGUGAGGUGGUGGCCUUUGAGGCCAAGUCUAUGUCAGUUUCCACCUUCUGGCACAAAGAUUUGGAUAAGGGAAAGCAAUGGAACGGCCGCACUAUUUCUGGGCAAGUGAAGACUAAAGAUAGCCUUGUCCUGACCUUAGAUGAGGGUAGUGUGGACGAGAUCCCCUACGAUCAGAUUGAGUGGGGGUUAGAGGAGGAGGACAAUGGUGUGGGCCAGGGGAGAACUUAUGCUGCUGUCGCGGUUGGAGGGAGGCCGCAAGGAGGACGAGGCCAGGGCCAAGGGGGCCGGGCCUCAGGGAGCCGGUUCCAGGGCGAUCAGGGGGUUGGCGGCAGAGGAGCAAACCGCCAAGCGGGAGGCAGGGGUCAAGGUCCCUCGCAAAACCGUCCUAGGAACAGGUCUCCCUAUAGGGUAGGAGGAUGGCACCCGGGGCUACCGCAUGGCCGGUGUCUAGAUAGUUGCCCAGAGACCGCUUGUGUUGGGGUCUCCCUAGACACCUCCCUCACAAGCGUAGCCGACGAGUUGAAGGACAGGAGGCCCGCCUGGGCCAAGAUGAAGAAGGAGAAUAAAGGGCAGCUGAUCUUAUUAGAUACAAAGAUUUUUAGUGGUAGAGUAAGGGCCCUAGUAGAUUCAGGGGCCACCCACAACUAUAUUAGUAAGAAAGCGCUGCAGAAGUUGAAGCUGGGACUUAAAGUCCAAAAGCUAGCAGACCCUAUAGUUAGCAUCCUCGCAGACAAUCGUACUAUGGUUGUAGAGGAGUAUGUAGAGGGAGUCCAGGCGUAUUUCCGCCUAGAGAAGGAUGGGAAAGUGGAGAAGGUCCUCCACUCCCUGACUCUCCUCGUAGAAGACAGCCUCCCAUUCGACAUUGUCCUGGGAAUGGAUUGGGGAGAGGCAGCCGGGGCCACGCUCCAUCUGAAGGAGCACGAGUGUAGGCUCCCUAGUUCUUCAGGCGAGGCCAAGACUGUCCGCAUGUUCCAUGUGUCAGGAGUAGAGAAUUCCUUGGCGCAUUGCUGCCUUAGUGCCCCCGCGUUCGCCAGAUUGGUGAAAAAGGAGAAGUUGGAGGAACAGGUUUUUGUUGCCUCUGUUAGGCCAGUGACUGAGCCUACAAAAGAAAGGCCGAUGGACCCUGCGAUUGCCAAGUUGCUGGAAGAGUUUAAGGAUUUGACAAAGGCGCCGACAGGCACAGUGCCGCGGCCCAUCCAGCACCGUAUUGAGAUAGAGCCUGGCAAUGGAACUCCUAAGGGUGUUGUGUAUAGGAUGUCCCCACGGGAGUUAGAGGAGCUUCGCAAACAAUUAGACGAUCUCCUCGAGAAGGGUUGGAUUAGGCCCAGUUCAUCUCCUUUUGGAGCGCCUGUUCUCUUUGUCCCUGAGAAAGAGGGAGAGUUGAGGAUGUGCAUAGACUAUAAGGGUCUGAAUGGUAUUACAGUAAAGAAUGCUGAGCCACUGCCUAGGAUAGACGAUCUCUUAGAUCGAGUGCAGGGGGCGAAGUAUUUUUCCAAGAUAGAUUUGAAGUCCGGAUAUCAUCAGAUAGAGGUGCAUCCUGAUGAUCAGUAUAAGACAGCCUUCCGGACUAGAUAUGGGCACUACGAGUUCAUAGUGAUGCCCUUUGGACUAACCAAUGCGCCAGCUAAGUUCCAGCGCUCUAACUAUUAUAGGAAGUUCCAUAGGAACUUCUCUACUAUCGAUGCACCCCUUCGCAGAUUGUUGAGGAAGGAGACCAUCUGGAAGUGGGACAAGGACUGCACGUUUGUCAUGAAAAAGUUGAAGCAGACACUGAUAGAGUGCCCAGUCCUUAAAGUCGCCUAUCUGUCCUUGCCUUUUGUCGUCACGACCGAUGCGAGCCAAUACGGCAUAGGCGCGGUAUUGCAACAAGACGAUGGCAAUGGGUAUAGACCCGUAGAGUUCAUGUCCGCCAGAAUGCCUUCAGAGAAGGUCGCGACGUCCACCUAUGAGAGGGAACUCUACUCUCUCAAGCAAGCGUUAGAACACUGGAAGCACUACUUGCUUGGGAGGCACUUCAAAGUCUAUUCAAACCAUGAGACGUUAAGAUGGUUAAAGACGCAGGCCAAGAUGACACCUAAGCUUACUAGGUGGGCCGCAAAGAUAGAUCAGUACGACUUUGAGCUCAAGCCAGUCAAGGGGAAGUAUAACGUAGUCGCCGAUGCUCUAAGUAGAAGAGAUGAUUACUUUGGGGCGAUAGUACAUUACCUCGAUAUAGGAAAGGAUCUGCAGCAGAAGGUUAGAGAAGCCUACGCGCAGGACCCUAUCUACAGCGAGCUCCUCACACGAGUCAAGGAGGCCCCAGAGACUGAGCCGAACUACCGCACUACUGAAGGGUUGCUCUUUGAGAAGACUAAUGUUUUUGACCGCCUGUGCAUUCCCAAUAGUGAAGAGAUCCGUAGCCUGAUUUUGGGAGAAUGCCAUGACACAGAGGGUCACUUUGGUUGGCAAAAGACUUUAGCCAAUCUCAUGCGCGCGUAUACCUGGCCAAGGAUGAAGAAUGACUGCGUAGAGUAUGUUCGCAGUUGCAAAGUCUGCCAACGUAAUAAGAGUUCUAUGUGCGCCCCGCUAGGUCUUCUCAGACCCUUGCCCAUUCCGGAUCAGCCGGGAGACUCGGUGUCCAUAGAUUUCAUGGACACUCAGGUCAAGAGUAGGCAUGGCAAGAGCCAAGUCAUGGUCAUAGUUGACCGCUUUAGCAAGUACGCAGUUUUUGUUCCUUUGCCUUCAGAGGCACGUACUGAUUUAGUCAUACAGAGAUUCUUUGACUAUUGGGUAAGCGAGAAUGGAGUCCCACUGUCUAUAGUUAGCGAUAGAGAUAGUCGCUUUACUAGCCAGAACUGGCAAGAACUCAUGGGAGUAUAUGGAUCUAAGUUGUUGAUGUCGUUCGGCCGUCAUCCAGAGACUAACGGUCAGACAGAGCAAAUGAACAAGAUCCUACAUGAAGUUCUCCGCAUGUAUAUUAGGCCAGAUCAGAUUAACUGGGAUAAGAUGGUGCCCAAAGUAGCUAGUGCGUACAAUAACAACGUGCAUCUGUCUACAUGCCGCACUCCCAAUGAACUGCACGAGUCCUUUAGACCGCGCAGACCAUUUGAGGGACUCAACCGGGAUCAGAUUCACAUAUUGCCGCCCCGGACCAGGGAGUUUGCUGUACAGCACGAGAAAGAACUAGCUACUGUUGUAGAGAACCUCAGAAAAGCCCAGCAUAGGAUGAUAGAGCAAGCGAACAAACAUCGUCGCCCUUCACAGUUUCAAGUGGGCGACUUAGUCUGGGUCAGUUCUAAAGAAGUUGCGCCUGAGGAGAACAUCUCGCAGAAGUUACUGCCCACAUAUACAGGACUGUGGCCUGUUCUGGAAGUCAAGGGCGGCGAAGAUGGACCGUCCUAUACAAUAGAACUCCCAGCACACCUCCACACGUACCCAGUUUUCCACGCAUCGAAGUUGCUACCUUGUCAAACAAGUGAUCAGUUUCCAUCCCCUAGAUCGAUGAUCCCACCGGAUAUGGAUGGAAGAUACGACAUAGAUGGUAUAGUGGAUGAAGAUGUCUUCAAAACUGGAGGUAGGGGUCGUCCGCAGAAACAGUACAAGGUUCAUUUUAGUUAUCAGGACCGGAAGACGACCGCUGGUUUACAAGAUCUGAACUUCUAGAGACAGCUCCCGAUAUAGUCCGCGCCUACGAGA
Chara braunii is the source of this 5191-nucleotide messenger RNA. The record is from the annotation of a GenBank genome assembly. Lineage: Eukaryota; Viridiplantae; Streptophyta; Charophyceae; Charales; Characeae.